CAGAACCAGAACCAGAGUCUCUGUUGAGUGCUGACUUCACUCAGAGCUUCACCUGAAGACUUUUGUUCUGGUUCUGUUGGGUCUGGGUCUCAGACCUCCUUCCUCUCUGACUCUCCUGAAGUUACAGACGACAGAUGAAACUCAGCGUCACCUCGAGGACUCUGGAGGAUUUCUCUGCUCCAACGUUGUUGGAAACAUUCAGGAGAAUUUUACACAAUUCAGUAAAAUACAGAACAAAGAAACUUCACACUGCAGUUUAUAUCAGCAGAGAGUGAAACAGAUGAAGAGUCGAACAUUAAAGCUCAAAGACUGUGAAACAUUUCUUCACUGGAGUCAGAAAGUCAGAAAAAGCCUUGUUGAUUCUCUUCAGCUUCUUUUUAUUGGCGGUUCGUUGAGUUCAGAGAUCUUCAGCUUCACACAUUCAGUCCAACUGAUACAAAACAGACAUGAAGGAAGUAAAACACAAGACGGAAACACACACACACACAGUGCAGUGAGGUACUGAGUCACAUGAAUGACACACACACACACACACACACACACACACACACACACACACACACACACACACACACACACUUCGCUGAGUUGUUUCUCCAGCAGUCUCAUCAUGGACGUCCGGCUGGUCUGCAGCACCUUGAGUCUGCUGUUACCUGUUAUAGGAGUAGCUCUCAGCUCUGGAGAUGACGGCUGGUCCACGACGGUGCAGCCGGAGGUUCGAGCCAUCGAGGGCUACCCGGUGGUGCUGCCCUGCACCUUCAGCCACCCGCAGCACUCCCAGCAUACCUCCCUGCAGGUGGUGUGGCGUCUGGGCCACGGCCAGGGAGCCACCGUCCUGUACCGCUGCUCCAGCCGAGUCGGAGCCCCCACCUGCGAGCCGGGGCCCCAACAGGACCAGCGCUACCGGCUGGAGGGCAACCCGAGGGAGCACGACCUGUCCCUGCGCAUCAACAGCGCCACCCUGCAGGACAACGGACGCUACUACUGCCGGGUGGAGGUUCAGGGGCGAGAACACGUCAGCUUCGAGGACAAGAUGGGAACCAGACUGAGAGUGGAGGCUCCUCCAAAGAUUCUGGCUCUGUCGGUGGAGGGCAGCGAGCAGUCCGGCUACAGAGCCAUAUGUCGGGUCCAGGGCUCCCCGCUGCCGGACGUCCAGUGGCUCGGCCCGGACGACCUGCUGGAGGGUUCUCCUGAUGGUCCGGUGGCUCAGGGCUCGGCGGCCCAAUACCACACCGUCAGCCAGCUGAGAGACGUGGAGCCGGGUCAUCAGUACACCUGCAGCGCCUCCAACCCGCUGGGCAAAGAGGAGUCCACGCUGUACGUCCUGACCCCCCAACCGCCACUAUCAGUGACGGCGGCCUCGCCUCCUCUCCUGCUCCUCCUGUCUGUGUCUCUGGGCGCAAAGGUGGUCCUGCUGGUGGGGGUGGGGGUGUGGGUGGUGCAGGGUGGAGGUCUGCAGGGAGUCGGCUGCUGGUGGAAGUAAUUCUAAAUGAUUUAUUUUGAUUUAUAUAAUGGUUAAUAACACUAUAACAUAGUCGUAUGCAGAGUGAAGCGUUGAUAUUUGCUGUAUAAACACACAUCAAAUGAUCAUUUAGUAAAACACUGUUGUAAAAUGUCUUCAUGUCAGAAGUUCCAAAUACUGAACAUUAACAAACAUUAAAAAUGACCUGAACAACUACAACUACAUGACAGUGUGUUAUAAACUGUUUAUAUAUGUUUAAAAAAUUACAGAUUAGAUAAUAAUCUACUAAUUUAAUGUAUUAACAAGGACCUGAUGAAAUUAUAAAGAUGUUUAAUCAAAAUAAAUACUGUCCUUCGCAGAGA
Acanthopagrus latus (yellowfin seabream) is the source of this 1824-nucleotide messenger RNA. Its product is annotated as V-set and Ig domain-containing protein. Gene Ontology annotation, cellular component: plasma membrane. Lineage: Eukaryota; Metazoa; Chordata; Actinopteri; Spariformes; Sparidae. The coding region runs from base 515 to 1483 and encodes 322 amino acids. Gene Ontology annotation, biological process: regulation of bone resorption; regulation of osteoclast development; regulation of actin cytoskeleton organization. The transcript has 3 exons. The record is from RefSeq and is a predicted model, not a curated record.